GACGAAGGGUAAUUCGAUAAUGAUGCGAGCAAAGCAACCCGUUUUCCGCGGCUAUCUUCCCCACCGAGAUCGCCACAAUAAUAAAGAAGCAUAAUCGCGCCAUGAACCUCACUCUCUAAUGGCUUUAUUCCUCAGAAGCAAAACUUGCUUGCAAUCUCGUCUCAAAUCUCUAUCCACCUUACUGAGAUUUAACCACACUUUAACUGAAUACACUCAAUUACCCCCUGAAAUGGGGAGCUAUGAUUUUGCUUCUCAACAAAAUUCCAUUAUUGACUUUUCGAAAUGGAAGAAAAUAAACGCAAAGAGUGUUGGUGUGACCCGUUCAAAGAUUCCACCUUCUCCAUGGAUUGUUUUGAAAAUUCUGCAUGAUAAGGGAUUUGAAGCUUACUUAGUUGGUGGAUGUGUGAGAGAUUUGCUUCUAAAUAGAAUACCUAAAGAUUUUGAUGUGAUCACCACAGCUAAGCUUAAACAGGUUAAGAAGCAAUUCAGAAGAUGUGAGAUUGUUGGACGACGUUUCCCUAUAUGCAUGGUGCACAUCAAAGGAUCAGUAGUUGAGGUUUCCAGUUUUGAGACAGUCGCAAAGCAUGCUGAAGAAAAAGAGAAGUUUCUCUUAUCUCAAAUGCCAAGUAGCUGUGAUGAAAAAGACUUCAUCCGCUGGAGAAAUAGUAUGCAUCGAGAUUUCACAAUUAACAGUUUAUUCUUUGACCCUUUCAUGGAUAAAAUCUAUGAUUAUGCUAAUGGCAUAGCAGAUUUAAGGUCCUUCAAGCUAAGGACCCUAAUCCCUGCUCCUUUGUCUUUCAAAGAAGAUUGUGCGAGAAUCUUGCGAGGAUUGAGAAUUGCAGGACGUUUGGGCUUGUCAAUAUCAAGGGAAACAACACUUGCAAUACGUGAACUUUCAUCUUCUCUAAAGAAUUUGAAUAAGGGUAGGAUAAUGAUGGAAUUGAACUACAUGCUAUCUUAUGGAGCUGCUGAGACUACCAUCUGUUUGCUUCGAAGAUUCAACCUACUUGAACUGUUUUUUCCAUUUCAUGCGGCAUACUUUAAUCAACAGGCUGCUGAAAAAUCUCAGAGUCCCAUGAUGCUGAUGAAAUUGUUCUUCAAUUUGGAUAAAGUGGUUGGCUGUGAUCGACCUUGUGAUUACACUCUAUGGGUUGGACUGUUAGCUUUUCACCAAGCAUUAGUAUCUGACCCACAAGAUGCUCUUGUUAUCUGGGUCUUUGCUUCUGUACUGUAUCAUGGAUCAUGGAAGGAAGGUGUUAAAUUUGCAAGAGAAGGUGCUAAACCGCAAUAUAAAUUUGCACCUGAGAUGUCAGGGUUCUCUGAAUUUAAAUCAGAUGAAGAACUUGCAAAAGAAGUUAGUCAUUUAGCAGCUUUGGUUCGACAUUCCAUUGGUGCUUUGGUUAAUUUAGAUAUUCUUGCUCAGUCCAUGUUGCAAUUUCCAGUUUCCGCAUAUUCUGAUUUGGUAUUUGUAUCAAGGAAUGCGGGAAGUUAUGUUUCUCAACUUUUUGAUGAGUUGGUGGAUGAUGUUGAAUCUUUUGAAAGAGGAAGGAAGAGUUUUAUGAUUGACUACUACCUGCUUGGGAAGGGAAAUCUACACGAGACUAGAUGCGUUCUUGGCCAAGUUAUUUUGGAAACUUUGAGUGGUGGACUUGCUAAAGAAGGAAUGGAGGUUGCCGAGGAGAAAUGUGAUUUGGAACUGUCUGAUAUGGUAAAGCAUCAAAUUGACAUUUGGAAGGAUAAAAAGCGAAUCCUAUCAAGAUCCGAUUCAGAACAAAUGCAAGAGAGAGAUAAGAAACAAAAAUUGGUAAUGACAAAAAGCAUAUCUGAGCCAGAGGUGGAUAUAAAGAAGGAAGUGAGAGUUGUUAAAAAUGAGUCCAAGGAGAUGGCUAAGAAGCACCAAAAAGUAGUUGACACAAGUGAAUUAUCUGAAGGAGAACUAAAUAUGAUCAAAGGGAAUAUAUUAGGGAAAAAAAAGCAUCAUAUGCAACGGCAAGAGAGUGAUAAAAAGAACAAAACUUUUCGAGAAGAGAAGUGCCAGGAGAAGAUUAGAGAACCUGUGAACCAUAAUCAAUUAAAUGUGUCUGGCAGUAGUAAUGUAGGCAGUGACAAGAAUAUUAAGCGGAAAGAGAAGAUCGAUCGCCACGCACUAUUGCCGGAGGUGAUCAAUGGUAAGACUGAAAAAGUGAAAAGCGGCCGGACUUUGCUGUCUGAACUUUUCAAGCAAUAACUGUUUUGUUUAUUGUAAAAUACGCUAAAGAACCUUGGGGAACAGCAUUCGCCAUCUUCUUUUCCCCCUCUUUCAGUUAAAGCACAUUCCAACAAGUAACAAAAUUGCCAUGAAGCUAUGAAGUGAAUGGUUUUCAGUAACACCUAAAGGCUCGUGAUAGCUUGUCGACAUUGCGAAUGUAACAUAUUUUUAAUAUAAGCAGAUUCUUUCUUUCUGCAGUUUGGUUAGAAAUAUCAUGAGAAUCCCAUAUGGAUAUCAAAAUGUUGUACCAUAAUGUUCUCUUAGGCUACUUUUUGACUAGUGUUAGAGCAGCAAAUAUCUUUAGCAAGCCAUACAAUUUUGGGACAGUUAAUGGAUGUAUGCUGUGCGCUUAAUGGAUUAGGAAAUGAAGAGGUUUAUCUUUGUGUGCUGAA
Molecule: messenger RNA, 2640 nt
Organism: Jatropha curcas
Lineage: Eukaryota; Viridiplantae; Streptophyta; Magnoliopsida; Malpighiales; Euphorbiaceae
Biological process (GO): RNA processing
Molecular function (GO): nucleotidyltransferase activity; RNA binding
Source: RefSeq, a predicted model, not a curated record